UUUGGCUGGCCGCUACGCACUUCCCGGUUUUUGCGCACGUCAGGUCUUCAUCUCAGCUUAAUAUGAGCGUCCUUCCUGCAAGAUUUCGGCUCCAAUAUCCUUCAAACUAGGCUCAACAAUCUGCAUGCAAUUCCAAGCAGCAGAAGGUUGGUAUUCGGCACUGCCAUGGUUUCUUUCGGUAAUACUGCCAUUGGUAACAUUGCAACUUCUAUACUAGUUCAGGGGAGAUGGUGCAGCUGAGAAUGUGGCUUAAAGUUAGAAUCCUUCGGCCCACCAUAUAGGAUCUCUACAAGUACUGGCAGCCGAGAAUCAAUUUGACGUCUGGUCCUCCGCCAGCUCCACGGUGCGUGCUUCUUGAGCUCAGCCGUUGUUGUCACAUCUUGCAGCUAAUCUGUUCAGUUCGUUCAUCUGUACCAGCUGAUGUGAGACUUUUUGGUACCUUUCCUUAAGCCAAGGAAUAUGGGCUUCCACUUGCUUUCUAGAGGCUGCCAGCUGCAACACUGCGCUCAAAGAUUAACAACAUUCAGUGGUUCACUGCGCUUUCUACACUUAGUCAGUAGAUUGCAGCAGACUAUUGGAAUCGCGUUUGACAUAGACGGGGUUCUCUUGCGGGGUAAAACACCAAUCGAAGGGGCCUCCGCGGCUCUGAAACAGCUGCAUGGGACGGGUCCUGGGGAUCAAGACGGCAAGACCAAGGCAGGCCAGGCCCUCAUCCCCCAUGUCUAUCUUACUAACGGGGGCGGCGUGACGGAAGCGGCCAAGGCGGAGGAGCUUGCUUCGCUCCUGGACGUCCCCGUCUCAGAAGAACAGGUCAUUCUUGGUCAUACCCCGUUCAAAAAUUAUGUCGACAGGUAUCGAGAUCAGCGGGUGCUCUCCGUCGGGAAGGGCGACACGAAGAAAGUCAUGGAGGCAUACGGAUUCCGGCAUGUUGUCCCAAUGGAGGAGUACGUUCACGAGUUUCCCGACAUCGAUCCGCUCGCCCCCUAUGGCCCUUCCGCCCGGCAGACGGAAGCGCGGAACCCGCCCGACCUCCCACCAGAACACCGAAUCGCCGCGGUGUUCGUAGUCAGCGACCCCGUCAACUGGGGCCGCGACAUACAGGUCUUAUGCGACGUCCUGCGAUCCGGCGGUUUCCCCGGUCAUGCCGACACACCGCACCCUCCCCAAGUUCCCCUCUUCCUAGCAGCCGACGAUUUUGAGUACCAAGCCAUGUUUCCAGUCCCGAGAUUCGGCAUGGGCGCUUUCCGGAUAGCGCUCGAAAGCCUAUUUAACAGGUUAUAUCACAAACCCCUCUCCCACGUCGCCUACGGCAAGCCUAGCCCCGAGCCGUAUCGUUUCGCUCUCGAAGCCCUUCGGAAGCAGCACGCGCAGCUCUGCCGGCCGGCGGAUCCGAGCGCCACUGUUUCGUUCGACCGAGUCUACAUGGUUGGCGAUAACCCCAAAACGGACGUCCGAGGAGCGCUCAAUGCAGGGCACCCUUGGAGGCCCAUCCUCACCCGCACAGGGGUGUACCGGGGAAAUCAUCGCGUGUACAAAAGCCCAGGGGACGGCCCGGGAGAAAGCGGCCCCCACUCUUUUGAAACACCGGUCAUGUCUACCGUAUCGGAAGCAGUCGGAUUCAUACUAGCAGAGUCGCAAAUGCAGCCUCGAUAGGUCACCCGUUACAAAUCGAAACAAUCAGUAGUACAAUUGACUGGCUUUUAUACGUUUCUAUCAAUUGCUUCCAGAAGCUACACACCUGAGACAUGCUUCGCAAACUGCAUCGCUUGGUGAUGUGCCGGCAUGCAAAGUAACUUGCAAACGGGUUGACUCUCACGACCGGCCACGAGUAAUGUUCCCUUUCC
Klebsormidium nitens is the source of this 1844-nucleotide messenger RNA. Lineage: Eukaryota; Viridiplantae; Streptophyta; Klebsormidiophyceae; Klebsormidiales; Klebsormidiaceae. The record is from the annotation of a GenBank genome assembly.